Homo sapiens (human) is the source of this 4307-nucleotide messenger RNA. RefSeq names its product serine and arginine rich splicing factor 8 (gene SRSF8). Gene Ontology annotation, cellular component: nucleus. The record is from RefSeq and is marked reviewed. The transcript has a single exon. Bases 309 to 1157 code for a protein of 282 amino acids. Gene Ontology annotation, molecular function: RNA binding; nucleic acid binding. NCBI's taxonomy places the organism in Eukaryota, Metazoa, Chordata, Mammalia, Primates, Hominidae.
ACAUUAGCUGGGCGCUGAUUAGGUUAGGAUGUUGCCCAGGUACAAGGCCAGGAUCUUCGGGGCCUGGCUUCAUUUGGAGUUCAGCUACCAAAAGGAAACCUUCCUCUGGGUCCUGGAGUAUUUGGCCUGAAAUUGGGAACUCGGAAGUUGCUGCUCCAGGGCGCUCCCUGCGGAGCUCCGCCGCCCGCCUCUCCGCCCGGCCUUUCCCGGCGUCCCCACGCGGGGCGCAACCGCGAGAAAGAAACGCAGGUCGCACCGUCAGCGCCCAGAGCAGCGCCAGUUUCCGGGCCCGGGCUGCUCUCGGAGCCAUGAGCUGCGGCCGCCCCCCUCCCGACGUGGACGGCAUGAUCACCCUCAAGGUGGACAACCUGACCUACCGCACCUCUCCCGACAGCUUGAGGCGCGUGUUCGAGAAGUACGGGCGCGUGGGCGACGUGUACAUCCCGCGGGAGCCCCACACCAAGGCGCCCCGGGGCUUCGCUUUCGUCCGCUUUCACGACCGGCGCGACGCCCAAGACGCCGAGGCCGCCAUGGACGGGGCGGAGCUGGACGGACGCGAGCUGCGGGUGCAGGUGGCGCGCUAUGGCCGCCGGGACCUGCCCCGCAGCCGCCAGGGAGAGCCACGCGGCAGGUCCAGAGGCGGCGGCUACGGACGGCGGAGCCGCAGCUACGGGCGGCGGAGCCGCAGCCCCAGGCGGCGACACCGCAGCCGAUCCCGGGGUCCCAGCUGCUCCAGGUCCCGCAGCCGAUCUCGCUAUAGGGGUUCUCGCUAUAGCCGGUCUCCCUACAGCCGAUCUCCUUACAGCCGGUCGCGCUACAGCCGCUCUCCCUACAGCAGAUCUCGCUACAGGGAAUCUCGCUACGGCGGAUCUCACUACAGCUCAUCUGGUUACAGUAACUCUCGCUACAGCCGAUAUCACAGCAGCCGGUCUCACUCGAAGUCUGGGUCCUCCACUAGCUCUCGCUCUGCAUCAACCUCCAAAUCGAGCUCUGCGCGACGAUCCAAGUCCUCCUCGGUCUCCAGGUCUCGCUCGCGGUCCAGGUCUUCAUCUAUGACCAGGAGUCCUCCCCGGGUAUCCAAGAGGAAAUCCAAGUCAAGGUCGCGAUCCAAGAGGCCCCCCAAGUCUCCUGAAGAGGAAGGACAGAUGUCCUCUUAAGAAAAUGAUGCAUCAGGAAGCAACGUGAUGGAGGACUUGGGGGAAAAGGAUCACAUACUCAGUCUAUGGAAGCAACGUCCCUGGAAGAAGAGGCUGCCUAUUGAAAAGGUUGUGUCACACUUUUCUACCUUUUUGCCAGUUUGAAGCUUUGCAUCAGGUGGCAAAAUUCAUUCUAUGUGCCGUUUUGUUGUUAUUCACAUUUUAUUGUAACUUAGGAGGUGAACGACCUAAGAUUACGUUAUUGGGUUUGGAUAUUUGAGGCAAAAAUUUAUUUUUAUUUCUAUAGUGAUGACUGUUUUGGUUUGAAAUGAACAGAUUGGUAACCUAAUUUGUGGCCUCCUGACUUUUAAGGAAACGUGUGCAGCCAUUACACACAGCCUAACGCUGUCAAGACAUGCUUCAACAUUGCCUUCAUUCCUUAAAAACCUACAAAAGGUGGUGUAAAUUAAUAUGGAUAAUUUUAUUUACCUCCAGGUCUAAAAGGUAGUGUGACCCAAAUUUGUAUAAAGAUUUUUCAUGUGAAAGGACUGGGGUUUUAGCAAACACAGGUCUAAUCUCUUUUGUGUUUUUGUGCACCAGGCCCGGCUGCGUAGCAGUUGAGUGAUGCUGGUUAGCUAUUAAGGUGGCCUGUUGCAGUGCAGAGUGCUGAGCUGCUUCCUGUUUUCUUCUGAUUGCUCCUGGGGAAAACACGCCUUGUCCUGAAGAACAAAUGGCUGUCCAGUUUAUUAAAAUGCCUGUCAACUGCACUUCCAGUCACCCAGGCCUUGCAGAUAAAUAAUGGAGCAUGCAGUGAGCACAUCUAGCUGACGAUAAUCACACCUUUUCCCCCGUCUUUUCUGAAAAAUUGUAAAUCUGAUCAUAUCAACAUGUAUGAACUUAAAAUAUGGAGAAUGUUAUGGAAGAAAUAGUUUAUAAGUUUGUUAAGUACUUAUAACAUGGUUUAUCUUUUUGAUUAUUAAUUUUUUACGCUAACCAUUGUUUCUGUAGUUAAAAUUGUUUUCUUGGUGUUAUCUUUUCUCAGAAUAAAAUUAGAAACUUUUGAUGGAAAGUAGGUUGUUUUAUUUUCUGUAUGACUUUUGGAUAUUUGUACUUUUGAGAAAAUUAUUAGCACCAAGUGUUUCUCAAAAUAUAAUUUUUAAAAAAUCCUUAAUAGGCUUUUAGCUAUGUGCUUUAUUGUUUUAUCACAAUGCAGUUUAUUUGUAGUUUCUCUCUUUUUUCCUCACACCUAUGGUUUUUUUACUUCCAAAAUUAUUUUCAAAUAAUCCAUUUUUGGCUUUCAUCAUUAUCCCUACUAGAUGUUAUGUGUUCUUUUGCAAUUGUUUCUGCUUAUACCUUUACUAGCAAAGGGAAAAAUAACAAUUUGGUGUCAAUGAUCUGGUGACAAUAGGAUUACAUUGGAGCCAAUUGAAUAAAUUUAUUCUUUCAAUCAUAUGGAUCUUCAUUAAUAUUUUUGACUGAAUUAUCAAUUAAAAAUAUUUCAUUCCCUUUGUGCAGAAACUGCUAAAUCCAGGGUUCGAUUCUUGAAUGAACUGGCAAGGUGGCUGUGGUCUGUAGAUAUACAUCCCACAUUUUGUUGUUAUAACAGUUAGUAGUUAGUAUUGCUUUCAUAUAUAGACUCCAGAAUCUAAAUUUUACGAUAAUGACAUUUCUUCUGGUCAUGACAAAUGUAAUAUUUUACAAAUAUAAAUCUACGUAGAAUCCAAAGACACACACAGAGCAGUCCUGUCUGAGAAAUAAAAAAUCAGGACACCCAUGGCAUCGUAGUAGCCCCUCGCGUCCAGCAGGUGGCGAAGGGAGGUGAGGUAUAUUUAUUAAAUGGGACCGAGUGGGACGGGGACGGGGCAGCCCUAAGGGUAGGGAAGCAUUGUCAAUUUCUGGGGAUAGAAUGAGACCCAGGCAUAGCUGGAGUUUGAAGCUUUGAAGCAAAAAUAUCUGUAGAACAUCUUAAACGUGACCAAAAUAUGAUGUUAAAAUCAGCAACUCUUUAUACGUUAAAAACUUUGAAACCUGUGGCCGGGCAUGGUGGCUCGCGCCUGUAAUCCCAGCACUUUGGGAGGCCAAGGCAGGUGGAUCACCUGAGGUCAGGAGCUCAAGACCAGCCUGACCAACAUGGUGAAACCCCGUCUCUACUAAAAAUACAAAAAUUAGCUGGGCAUGGUGGCGCAUGCCUAUAAUCCCAGCUACUCGGAGGCUGAGGCAGGAUAAUCGCUUGAAACCGGGAGACAGAGGUUGUGGUGAGCCGAGAUCACGCCAUUGCACUCCAGCCGGGGCAACAAGAGCAAAACUUCAUCUCAAAAAAAAAAAAAAAAGAAAAAGGAAAAAAACAAACAAACAACAACUUUGAAACCUAGGAACAAUUUUGGACCUGUUGGAGCAGAAAUGUGUAGUUGUCAUUGAAGGUGUGAACAUACCCUACCUCUACUCUACAUGUGGAAGACCUGACCCACAGAGGACAUGAACCCAUGAAGAAGAGUGAUGUGACAUGUUUUGCAUUUUAUUAGUACCAUGAUCUAACCAACUGAGCUAACUGGCCACACCAUUUUAUCCUUUAUAAUGAUCACUAUGAGGGCUGAGUGCAGAAUGGAGUGUAUGUGGUCAAGAGUGGAAGCUGUGAGGCUAUUGCAGUAAUCCAGAAAGAAAGGUGACAAUGGCUUAGACUUCAGUGGUAGUGUUGGAAAUGGACAUAAAUAGACAUAUUCAGGAAAUAUAUUGAUCUUAGAUCUAAUAAGACACGUAAUAGAUUAGAAGUAGGGAAAUUAAUGAAAAAGCAGAAUUAAGGAUGACUUCUCACUGGCUUGAAAUGCUAAAUGGAUGACGGUGCUGUUUAGUGAGUUGGGGAAGACUGGGCGUGGUGAUGGGUGUAGAAAUUGAGAAAGGAAAAUCAAGAAUUUCCAGAACUUUCAGAGCAAUGUUAAAUACUUUCCUUGAUAGUGGGUCAGUCAUCAUUUAUAAGUGCAUUUCUAAAAAUAUUGCUUAAUUUUGUUUUUGAGCUUUGUAUAAGUGGAAUUUUGUGUGUACUGAUUAUUUUGCUCAAUACUAUGUCUUUAAGAUUCUCUGUAUUGUUGCAUGUGGCUGAGUUUAUUUUUGAUGCUGUGUAGUGUUUUACUAAUUAAUAAAUCAUAAUUCAGUUUUUACUGUUCUAUUGAUGGA